CUAUGGGUUCUUUGUUUCAUAUGGUGUUCAAAGCAGCUAUAGAGCUUAAUCUGCUUGAGAUCAUGGCUAAAGCUGGUCCAGAAAAGCAACUUUCAGCUUUAGAGAUUGCAGCUUUGCUUCCAACACAGAACCCAGAUGCCCCUGCUAUGCUUGAUCGUAUAUUGUGUUUCUUGGCCAGCUAUGAAAUAGUCACUUGCUCUCAGGUGAUCUCUGGUGGUGAUGAUGAUGGUCAAGUUCAAAGGUUGUAUGGUUUAGCACGUGUUUGCAAAUACUUUGUUUCAAACCAAUAUGGAGUUUCCAUGUCUCCUUUACUUCUCAUGAUUCAUCACAAAGCUUGCAUGGAAAGCUGGUACUACUUGAAAGAUGCAGUUCUUGAAGGAGGAAUUCCUUUUAAUAAGGCUCAUGGAAUGGAAAUCUAUGAGUAUCUUGGUGUGGAUCCAAGUUUCAAUGAAGUUUUCAAUAAUACAAUGUUUAACCUCUCCAUUACACUUAUGAAGGGAAUACUUGAGAUUUAUGAAGGGUUUGAGAAGGCUAAUGUGGUGGUUGAUGUGGGUGGUGGAUUAGGGGAAAAUCUUGAUUUGAUUACUUCUAAAUAUCCCAUGAUUAAGGGUAUUAACUUUGAUUUGCCACAUGUGAUAGCUGCUGCUCCUGCUUAUCCUGGGGUGGAGCAUGUUGCAGGGAAUAUGUUUAUGAGUGUUCCAAAAGGGGACAUCAUUUUUAUGAAGAUGAUACUUCAUAACUGGAGUGAUGACCAUUGCUUGAGGUUAUUGAAGAAGUGUUACUAAGCAUUACCAGAAGAUGGAAAGGUGGUAGUUGUAGAGACAAUUCUUCCAGCGGUCCCUAAAACUAAUUUUCUGACCAAAAAUGUCUUUGGAUUGGACUUGCUCAUGAUGACUCAACAAGUUGGAGGAAAGGAGAG
This is a messenger RNA of Telopea speciosissima, 919 nucleotides long. Its product is annotated as caffeic acid 3-O-methyltransferase 1-like. The transcript is spliced from 4 exons. The record is from RefSeq and is a predicted model, not a curated record. Gene Ontology annotation, biological process: methylation. NCBI's taxonomy places the organism in Eukaryota, Viridiplantae, Streptophyta, Magnoliopsida, Proteales, Proteaceae. Gene Ontology annotation, molecular function: O-methyltransferase activity; protein dimerization activity; S-adenosylmethionine-dependent methyltransferase activity. The coding region runs from base 3 to 785 and encodes 260 amino acids.